ACAGAGCCAGGUGACAUCGUGGUGGCCCAGGAAGCAUGCGGCUGUGGCACUGGGGGCCCUGAAGACUGCCUGUCUUGCAGGGAGGAAUGCUACGGUGGGCAGUGCACUUGGAAGGUGGGCCACGGAGGGUGAACCACGCAGCUGUGGCCGUCGGGCACAAGGUCUAUUCCUUUGGUGGAUAUUGUUCUGGAGAAGACUAUGAGACUCUGCGGCAGAUUGAUGUCCAUGUCUUUAAUGCAGUGUCUCUGCGCUGGAUCAAGCUGCCUCCAGUGUGGACAAACAGCCGAGACCAUGUGAGAGAGGUGCCUUACAUGAGGUAUGGGCACUCAGCAGUGCUCAUAGAUGACAUCGUCUACAUAUGGGGUGGUCGCAACGACACUGAGGGAGCCUGCAACGUGCUCUAUGCCUUUGAUGUCAACACGCACAAGUGGUUCACGCCAAAGGUAUCUGGAAUAGUCCCAGGAGCGAGAGAUGGGCACUCAGCUUGUGUCCUGGCAAAGAGCAUGUUUAUCUUCGGAGGCUAUGAGCAGCUGGCUGACUGCUUUUCAAACGAUAUCCAUAAAUUGGACACCACAAACAUGAUGUGGACCUUAAUCUCUGCCAAGGGUACGCCAGCUCGCUGGAGAGACUUCCAUUCAGCUACCAUCAUUGGAACAAAGAUGUACGUAUUUGGUGGCAGAGCUGAUCGUUUUGGACCAUUUCACUCCAACAAUGAGAUCUACUGUAACCGUAUUAAAGUAUUUGAUACAGAAACAAACUCCUGGCUGGACUCCCCUCCAACUCCAGUGCUCCCUGAAGGCCGGCGGAGCCAUUCAGCAUUCAGCUACAAUGGGGAGCUAUAUGUAUUUGGUGGCUACAACGCACGCCUCAACAGACACUUCCACGACCUCUGGAAAUUCAAUCCAGUUUCUCUUUCUUGGAGGAAGAUUGAGCCCAAGGGGAAAGGCCCAUGUCCUCGACGCCGGCAGUGCUGCUGCAGAGUGGGGGACAAAAUCAUUCUCUUUGGAGGCACCAGCCCAUCUCCAGAAGAGGGAAUGGGUGAUGAAUUUGACCUGAUGGAUCACUCAGAUCUCUACAUCCUCGACUUCAGCCCCAGUCUAAAGACACUGUGUAAGCUAGCAGUGAUUCAGUACAGCCUGGACCAGUCCUGCCUUCCCCAUGACAUCAGAUGGGAGCUCUCGGCCAUGACAACGAACAGCACCAUCAGCCGUCCCAUCGUCUCCUCCCAGGGCUGACGCCGGCUCAUCCCUCUGCCACCUUGCCCUCACCCCUCCACACACUGACCUCUUGCUCCACUGCCUGCAUGAGUUUUUAGCCCUUUCAAGCAA
Phaethon lepturus (White-tailed tropicbird) is the source of this 1328-nucleotide messenger RNA. It is a transcript of the gene KLHDC3, whose product is annotated as kelch domain containing 3. The transcript has 10 exons. Lineage: Eukaryota; Metazoa; Chordata; Aves; Phaethontiformes; Phaethontidae. The record is from RefSeq and is a predicted model, not a curated record. Gene Ontology annotation, cellular component: cytoplasm. Bases 87 to 1235 code for a protein of 382 amino acids. Gene Ontology annotation, molecular function: chromatin binding; protein binding.